AGGAUUAGAAACAGCAAACAUGUCGCCUCUUUCUCUGAUCCUCCUCCUCCUCCUCUCCCUUCCAUUAGCAUAUUCCUAUGAAACAGAGGGAUCCCCUGUUCAAAGUUUUGUGGACUGUCUUCCAAUUCACGCCUCACCCUCCAUCCACGGUGUCAUCUACACUCCUCAAAACACUUCCUUCUUGUCCAUCCUUCAAUCUUACAACAGAAACCUCCGAUUUGAAACUCCACAAACCCCAAAGCCUGUGCUGAUCAUCACGCCUCUCGACGCAACCCAAGUCCAAGCCACCAUCGCUUGCGCCAACCCCUUGGGGCUGCAGCUCCGAGUGAGGAGCGGCGGCCAUGAUUACGAGGGACUCUCCUAUCAAGCUCAUGUCCCUUUUGUUCUUCUCGACAUGUUCAAUCUUCGUAAGAUUGAUAUUUACAAGGAUGGCUAUGAUUACGUUGCGUGGAUUGAAGCUGGUGCCAUUCUGGGCGAGCUCUACCAUCGCAUUGCCGAAUUCAGUCCAAAUCUUGCGUUUCCUGGAGGGGUUUGCUUCACCCUCGGCGUUGGAGGUCAUUUCAGCGGCGGUGGCUACGGGAAUCUCAUGAGAAAAUAUGGGCUUUCCGUUGAUAAUAUUGUGGAUGCUUUGUUUGUCGACGCCACUGGGGCUGUUCUUGAUCGUAAGUCGAUGGGGGAGGAUCUUUUUUGGGCUAUUAGAGGAGGUGGGGCUGCCAGUUUCGGGGUUGUUAUUUCGUGGAAGAUCAAAUUGGUGUCAGUCCCUGAAACCGUCACGGUUUUCAACGUGAAUCUGAGACCAGAACAAGGCGCACUCGAUGUGGCCCAUCGAUGGCAGUUCGUGGCCCAUAAUCUGCCAGACGAAUUGUUUAUAAGACUAAUGCAUACCGUAGUGGGUUCAACAACUGAGAAAGGGGAGCUCACAGUGCAAGCUUCGUUCGUUGGUUUGUUCUUGGGAACACCCAAAUCGCUCAUUCCGAUCAUGAACAAGAAUUUCCCUGAGUUGGGUCUGAAGCAAAGCGAUUGCCGCGAAGUAAGAUGGGUUGAAUCCACCAUAUUUUGGUACAAGGGCCCCAUAGGAAGCAACAUUGAUAUUCUGCUUGAAAGACCCAAAAACGGAUCCUAUUUGUUCAAGGGCAUGUCGGACUAUGUGAAGAAGGCGAUCUCGAAGGAAGGGAUUCUGGGGAUAUGGCGAACCAUGGUCGGAUUGAAUUCCACCUCAUUGGCGAUGCAUUGGAACCCAUACGGCGGAAGAAUGUGGGAAAUUCCAGAAUCUGCAACUCCAUUUCCACACAGAGCAGGGAACCUGUAUUUGAUUCAGUACACGUUAUCGUGGAUGAAACAAGGAAUGGAAUCCACAAACCAUUACAUGAACAUUUCGAGGAGUUUGUACGAAUACAUGACUCCAUUGGUGUCGAGCUCGCCCAGAGAAUCGUUUUUAAAUUACAGAGACCUUGGGAUUGGGGCGAAUCCCAGCACUCAAACAAACUACAUGGUUGCUGAAGAAUACGGGCGGAAGUAUUUCAAGGGGAACUUUGAUCGGUUGAUGAAGGUGAAGACGAUGGUGGAUCCUCAUAAUUUCUUCAGAAACGAACAGAGUAUUCCUCCGUUACCUAAAGAAAAGAAAAUCUUAGUGGCAUGACUGCUAAGCAUAUAGUUGCUGUGGUGUAGUGGUUAUCACGUUAGUCUUACACACUAAAGGUCCCCAGUUCGAUCCUGGGCAGCAACAAAUAUAUCAUUCUUUUUCCUUUUUAAUAAAUAACCUUAUAAAAUUAGAAGGGCAAUUAAUUGAAAAUGCCUAAAUAUAUAUGUUUAUAUGAAUAUGAAGAUUGUAACGUUUAACGGAAGGGGGAAUAAAUAAGUGUUAUUAAUAAAUGAUUUUUCGUUU
Messenger RNA from Cucurbita maxima (winter squash), 1885 nucleotides. Its product is annotated as berberine bridge enzyme-like 4. The transcript has a single exon. The coding region runs from base 20 to 1639 and encodes 539 amino acids. NCBI's taxonomy places the organism in Eukaryota, Viridiplantae, Streptophyta, Magnoliopsida, Cucurbitales, Cucurbitaceae. The record is from RefSeq and is a predicted model, not a curated record. Gene Ontology annotation, molecular function: FAD binding; oxidoreductase activity.